UUCUCUCUCAAGCAGGGUUGGCUGGGCCGUACGUUCCAUGAGUGGGGGUUCCCACGGGCAUUAUUGCCAGAAUAGAAACCCUAAGCCAUGGCGCAUGCCCACUGCAGUGAGCAUCUCUUGGGCACGGGAGAGGAGGUCUAUCACCCUCUUCUUCUCCCCCGGCUUAGCUUGUCUCUUCUUCUUACUCAUGGAUUUGGUCUCUCCCACUGAGCAACUGUGCUACGUGCGUUGCACCUACUGCAACACUGUUCUUGCGGUUGGAGUUCCAUGCAAGCGGAUGAUGGAUACAAUUACUGUGAAAUGUGGUCACUGCAACCAUCUCUCCUUUCUCGGCCCCAGACCCAUUGUGCAGUCCCUUACUCCCACUAAUCAUCAUCUCAUAGGCCUUCAGGGUCCUUGCACUGACUGCCUGAGAGGACAACCUUCACCACCAUCAUCAUCAACUUCAAUUGAGCAAAUGAUCCAAAGCCCACAAUUUGUCAUGAAACCUCCCGAGAAGAAGCACAGAAUGCCUUCUGCUUAUAAUCGCUUCAUGAAGGAGGAAAUACAACGAAUCAAGGCAGCUAAACCUGAUAUUCCUCACAGGGAAGCAUUUAGCAUGGCUGCAAAGAAUUGGGCUAAGUGUGAUCCUCGUUGCUCGUCGACUAUUGUUUCGCCUUCUGAUACCAAUGAACUGGCUCCCGUUCCAGAUUCGGAAAGAAGCAGUUGCUCUAGAAUGGAAAGCUCAAGUGUUUGCAAGCAAUUGGAAAAGAAGGAUUAGGUUCCGAAACAACAUAUGGAGCUCUUCCUCUUUCCUAGUGAUGCAAUUAUGGUGUUAAUUUUUGUUGGAUCUUGUCUUAGAUCUCUCUAUAGUGAAACAUCUUUAAAUCUGUACUAUUUCCCAGUUAUGAUCCAUGUGUCCUAUGGAUGCACUGCAGAUGAAGAGGAAGUGAUCCAUACAUGUUGCUCAGAUGUAUGAAUUGCUAAGAUUUAAACCCAA
Molecule: messenger RNA, 979 nt
Organism: Musa acuminata AAA Group (dessert banana)
Lineage: Eukaryota; Viridiplantae; Streptophyta; Magnoliopsida; Zingiberales; Musaceae
Product: protein DROOPING LEAF-like
Exons: 7
Coding region: 38-760 (240 amino acids)
Biological process (GO): leaf development; cell fate commitment; style development
Cellular component (GO): nucleus
Source: RefSeq, a predicted model, not a curated record